GGAUAGUCGAGUAGGUACAAGACGACACUUUCUCCCUCACUCUCGAAUCAAUCGAUAACCCCUCACUGAAGCCGAAGCCGCCGGAAACUAUGGAGAAUCUGGGCCUCGUUUCUUCACCCAAAAUUGUGCUUGGAGUCUCUCCGAAUCCUAGGAACUCGGUCAUUUCCAGCAAACCAUUGGUAGGUCUUCCUAAUUUACUCAAGAAAACCGGCAACUAUGGCAGACACACCACCAUUCACACUUCCUCGCUCCAAGUCCUUUCUUUGUUUCGCUCGCCUAAACCCACCAAAACUAUAGUGUCAGAGAAAGCUGCGAAGGAUCGUUUUGCUACUAUAUCUUCAAGUGGCCAAGAAACUUCCUCAGUUGGUGUAAAUCCACAGCUUUCAGUGCCACCUUCUUCUCAAGUGGGUUCACCUCUCUUCUGGAUUGGUGUUGGUGUAGGUCUGUCAGCACUUUUUUCAUUUGUGGCUGGUAGAUUAAAGAAAUAUGCUAUGGAACAAGCUUUUAAGACCUUCACACAACAGAUGAAUACUCAGAACAGUCCAUUUGGUAAUGCUGCAUUUUCACCUGGCUCACCCUUCCCGUUUCCACCAGCCACGAGUCCAGCAUUAGAUCCAUUUAGAACUUCAACUCCUCUGGCAUCUCAGCCUAUAACUGUGGAUGUACCUGCAUCAAAGGUGGAGGACCCUCCAUCCAUAUCCGUUAAAGAUGAAGUAGAACAAGAGACUGGACCAAAGAAAUAUGCUUUUGUAGACGUUUCACCAGAGGAAACAUUGCAAAAGAAUGCCUUCGAGAACUACAAAGAAUCAAUUCAGACAGAUUCACCAAAGGAUCCCCAGUCUUCACAGUCAGUUUCUCAAAAUGGCACGGCUUGGAAUCAAGGAGCAGGCGGUUCAGAAGGCCCCACUACCAGUAAAACAGCCCCUCUCAUGUCAGUGGAAGCAUUAGAGAAAAUGAUGGAAGAUCCAACAGUACAGCAAAUGGUUUAUCCUUACUUGCCAGAAGAGAUGAGGAAUCCUACCACCUUUAAGUGGAUGCUACAAAAUCCACAGUACCGUCAACAGCUUCAAGACAUGCUAAACAACAUGGGGGGAACUCCGGAAUGGGACAACCGCAUGAUGGACUCGUUAAAGAAUUUUGACAUCAGCAGUCCCGAAGUCAAACAGCAGUUUGAUCAGAUAGGCCUUACACCUGAGGAAGUCAUAUCUAAAAUCAUGGCCAAUCCUGAUGUUGCUAUGGCAUUUCAAAACCCGAGAGUUCAAGCAGCUAUAAUGGAUUGUUCACAGAAUCCUAUGAGUAUUGCCAAGUAUCAAAAUGACAAAGAGGUCAUGGAUGUAUUCAAUAAAAUAUCAGAACUCUUCCCAGGGGUAGCAGGUUCUUAAGUCUGUGUAGCCACUCUUUUGUUUCCGUGCUAGAACAAGAAAACGCAGCCAGCCACAAAUUACUGCUUCCUGAGUGCAAAUUCACAAGAGAAGGUUGGCAGCAUCAUUAGCUUGGUUUAUCAAAUUCCAGUAUCUGCAUUUUGGUCAUCAGUGAGUAAUAGUGUAAUACAUAAUAGUUGGCUCGGGCACACACACCGUACAAGUUUUGUUAGCUGUUCCAUCCAUUUGAAUACUAAAUCGUGUAUACUCGCGUACUUGUGCCUUCUAUUUAUUGUAACUUCAUAAUGA
Messenger RNA from Erythranthe guttata (spotted monkey flower), 1670 nucleotides. It is a transcript of the gene TIC40, whose product is annotated as hydroxyproline-rich glycoprotein family protein. The record is from RefSeq and is a predicted model, not a curated record. NCBI's taxonomy places the organism in Eukaryota, Viridiplantae, Streptophyta, Magnoliopsida, Lamiales, Phrymaceae. Gene Ontology annotation, biological process: protein import into chloroplast stroma; chloroplast organization. Gene Ontology annotation, cellular component: chloroplast thylakoid membrane; chloroplast inner membrane.